CAUUCAACUGCGUUAGAUCAACUGGCAAACAGUUGUCGAUUGUCCGUUGAAUAUUUGUGUCCUUACCUGCAGUUGAUCGAAAUGCGACUAGCGUUAAUGCUCAUGUUGGCUUUGGCCUGUUUAUUGCAGGUCGAAACUUCUUCCCUUCCGAAAUGGCAAGCAUCCGCCGACGACUAUCCAUCAACGUUAGAAUUAUCGGAAGAUGGACUUUCUCUGAUGGAACCAGCCAUCGUGCCAGAGCCAAAAGAUGGUGGCCGGUGGUGGUAUACUCCAUCGCGUAAAGCUCACCUCCAUUCUGCAAAAUCAAAGAGUCGAUUGAUGCAAAAGAUGAUGUCCAAUAAAGUGAACGAAGAUUUGCGUCUGCCCGGUGACGUCUUGCCAAGUACCUAUUCUAUCCGCUUGUUGCCGUUCAUCGAGGAAGGCAAUUUCACAACGGACGGUCACAUCGACAUCUUCGUCGACUGUAUCCGGGACACGAAUAGCAUCUCGAUGAACGCCGCUGAAAUCACUUUCAAGUUGGUGUCUGUUACGGUGCUCGACCUCACCACCAACAGUCCUCUGGCGAUAGUCGGUUUCGUCGACGAGCAAGAUACACGUGAGAUCGUCACCAUCAAAACGGCAGGGCAAUUAAUUGCUGGCCGUCGCUACAAGAUCUCAAUGGAUUUCACGUCAAUUUUGAACGACGAAUUGCGCGGUUUUUAUCGCUCUUCUUACAUGGAGGACGGUGUCAAGAAGUGGUUGGCCGUGACUCAGAUGGAAGCUCCAGAUGCCCGUCGAGCUUUCCCUUGUUUCGACGAGCCCAAUAUGAAAGCAAAUUUUUCCAUCACCCUCGGCCGCAAAACUACGAUGAAAACAGCCAGCAACAUGAACAUCCUGUCCACCAACGACAUCGAUGGAAUGCCAGGAUACGUUUGGGAUUAUUACGCGACGUCGGUGACCAUGUCGUCCUACUUGGUUGCAUUUCUGGUGUCGGAAUUCGAGGCCGUUCCAACCACAACGACUCACAGGGUACCAUUCCGUCUCUGGGUAAAACCGCAAUCUACUCACCUCGCUGAGUACAGCCUGAGCGUCGCUCCGGAAUUGCAAGAAUUUUUCGAGCGCUAUUUCAAUAUUGACUACCCACUGCCCAAACAAGAUUUAGCGGCGAUUCCUGAUUUUUCUGCAGGAGCUAUGGAAAACUGGGGAUUGGUUACCUACCGGGAGAGCGCUUUGUUGAUCGAUGUACCCCGCGAGAGCAGAGGUCGCAGGCAGAGCGUGGCCGAUAUCAACGCGCACGAGUUGGCCCAUCAGUGGUUCGGCAACCUCGUCACUACUGAUUGGUGGAGCACGAUUUGGCUUAAUGAAGGAUUCGCUACUUAUCUUGAAUUUCCAAGCAUGGAUGCGGUGGAACCCGAUUUCCGGUUUAGCGAUCAAUUUGUCGUCAUCGAAUUGCACUACGUUUUCGGUGUCGAUGCUCUGGAAACAUCACGACCCAUCAAUCUGCCAGUGACCACAAACGACGAGAUCAACAAUAUGUUUGACGCCAUUUCCUACGACAAAGGAUCGUGCAUCAUCCGAAUGGCUGCCGAUUUCAUUGGCUCGGAAACAUUCACCCGUGGUCUGACUCGCUACCUUAACGCCAGAGCUUACAAAAAUGCCGUAGAGGACGACCUUUGGCUGGCAUUGCAACAACAAAGUGACGAAGAGGCAGUUGGCCUUCCUGCCACCGUCAAGGAAAUUAUGGAUACGUGGACGUUGCAAAUGGGUUUCCCACUCAUCAACGUAACUAGGGAUUAUAACACCGGUGGAGCCGUGGUAUCACAGGAGCGAUUCUUGUUGCGCAAGGAUCCCAGUUCGACUGAUACGCACGUCUACCGCUGGUGGGUACCUUUGACUUAUACCAACGGUGGCAGUUUGGUUCGCCAAACUCAAUGGCUGUCCAAAGAUCAAGCAACUAAAACCCUCAGUAACUUGGGCGCCACAGAUAAAUGGGUCAUCUUUAAUUAUGACCAACAAAAUGUAUACCGUGUAGCUUACGACACGGAAAACUAUCGCCUGAUUGCCGAACAGCUUAUGGUCGACCACACCCGAAUUUUGGAUAACAAUCGCGCCCAAAUACUGGACGACACUUUUGUUCUAGCAUCGGUCCAUCUGGUUCCGUACAAAUCUGCUCUGGACAUAUCUCUUUAUCUGAAAUACGAGAAAGAAUAUGUCCCGUGGAACGCAGUCCUCUCCGAGCUCAACUACAUCGAUUCGAUGCUCUACAAUCAACCGCAAUUCUCACACUGGACCGUUCACUUGACCGAUUUGGUGACUCCGUAUUACAACCACCACGGCUUCCAAGAGUCAACACUGGAUGCGCAUUUGACUGUUUUCGGCAGGAGCGACGCCAUGAGCUGGGCUUGCAGAUUGAUGAUAGCCGAUUGCGUCGACAAUUCCAAAGCGAAAUACGCACAACAAAUGGCCAGCCCAGACGACACGACGAUCUUGUCACCGAAUCAGAAGAGUACCAUUCUAAGGACAGGCGUGGAAAAUGGUGGCCAGGCUGAAUGGGACUUUGCUUAUAAUCAGUACACGAGCAAAUUUGACACGUCUUACCUUGUGGCCGUAGCUAGGAGCAGAGACACAUCUCGUCUGAACACUUUGCUAGAAAGGAUGAUCGAUAGCCAGUCAGGCAUUCGACUCAGUGACGUCAACACUCUGUUUAACAACGUAGCCUCCAAUCCGGUGGGUAACCCAGUAGCGACCGAUUUCCUCGUUAAUCGCUGGACUGACAUUGAACAAUCCUGGUUGGGAACCAAUUAUUUCAUUAAUUUCUUCCGUUACGUUUGCAACCGGCAAAACACGCAGGCGCAAUUGGAUAGGUUGUUGCAGUUGCGUACUGAUCACUUGAACAUUCUUGGAAAUUCCAACACUGUACAACAAGGCAUUGACGUUGUCGUAGAGAACAUCAAGUGGAUGGAAUUACAUCAGGAAGAGAUUGGCAACUGGUUGAGCGUGUCAGUUCCUACUACUACAACCACCACUCCAUCACCUCCUCUUCCUGACGGCAGCCAGAGCGUUUAUCAAAUGAAUGCCCUUCUUAUUCUGGUCUUUACUUUCUUGGGGAUGUUUAUCAUGCACUGAAUACAUUUCCCGUGAUUGAUUUCAUCCUUGAUGUGCUAUGCUAGUUACGCUAUUAGAAGUGUAUCCGACCACGACAAAUGUAAUAAAGGUAGAAAAUAAAAGAUUUGCAAGUUA
Daphnia magna is the source of this 3219-nucleotide messenger RNA. Its product is annotated as aminopeptidase N. Gene Ontology annotation, biological process: peptide catabolic process; proteolysis. Lineage: Eukaryota; Metazoa; Arthropoda; Branchiopoda; Diplostraca; Daphniidae. The transcript is spliced from 19 exons. The record is from RefSeq and is a predicted model, not a curated record. Gene Ontology annotation, molecular function: zinc ion binding; metalloaminopeptidase activity; peptide binding. Gene Ontology annotation, cellular component: cytoplasm. The coding region runs from base 82 to 3105 and encodes 1007 amino acids.